Molecule: messenger RNA, 2659 nt
Organism: Piliocolobus tephrosceles (Ugandan red Colobus)
Lineage: Eukaryota; Metazoa; Chordata; Mammalia; Primates; Cercopithecidae
Gene: F7
Product: coagulation factor VII
Exons: 9
Coding region: 16-1434 (472 amino acids)
Biological process (GO): proteolysis; blood coagulation
Cellular component (GO): extracellular region
Molecular function (GO): calcium ion binding; serine-type endopeptidase activity
Source: RefSeq, a predicted model, not a curated record
UGCAGAGAUUUCACCAUGGUCUCCCAAGCCCUCGGGCUCCUCUGCCUUCUGCUUGGGCUUCAGGACUGUCUGGCUGCAGCCACCUUCCUGCCCCAGGCGGGGUCGCUGAGGCCUCAGGAGGAGAAAACACAGGACAUGCCGUGGAAGCUGCGGCCUCACAGAGUCUUCGUAACCCGGGAGGAAGCCCAUGGCGUGCUGCACAGGCGCCGGCGCGCCAACUCGUUCCUGGAGGAGCUGCGGCCGGGCUCCCUGGAGAGGGAGUGCAAGGAGGAGCAGUGCUCCUUCGAGGAGGCCCGGGAGAUCUUCAAGGACCUGGAGAGGACGAAGCUGUUCUGGAUUUCUUACAGUGAUGGGGACCAGUGUGCCUCAAAUCCGUGCCAGAAUGGGGGCUCCUGCAAGGACCAGCUCCAGUCCUAUAUCUGCUUCUGCCUCCCUUCCUUCGAGGGCCGGAACUGUGAGAAGAACAAGGACGACCAGCUGAUCUGUGUGAACGAGAACGGCGGCUGUGAGCAGUACUGCAGUGACCACACGGGCACCAAGCGCUCCUGUUGGUGCCACGAGGGGUACUCGCUGCUGGCAGAUGGGGUGUCCUGCAUGCCCACAGUUGAAUAUCCAUGUGGAAAAAUACCUAUUCUGGAAAAAAGAAAUGCCAGCAAACUCCAAGGCCGAAUUGUCGGGGGCAGGGUGUGCCCCAAAGGGGAGUGUCCAUGGCAGGUCCUGUUGUUGGUGAAUGGAGCUCAGCUGUGUGGAGGGACCCUGAUAAACACCAUCUGGGUGGUCUCUGCGGCCCACUGUUUCGACACAAUCAAGAGCUGGAGGAACUUGACCGCAGUGCUGGGCGAGCACGACCUCAGCGAGCACGAAGGGGACGAGCAGAGCCGACGGGUGGCACAGGUCAUCAUCCCCAGCACGUAUGUCCCGGGCACCACCAACCACGACAUCGCGCUGCUCCGCCUGCAGCGGCCCGUGGUCCUCACUGACCAUGUGAUACCCCUCUGCCUGCCCGAACGGACGUUCUCCGAGAGGACGCUGGCCUUUGUGCGCUUCUCUUUGGUCAGUGGCUGGGGUCAGCUGCUGGACCGUGGUGCCACAGCCCUGGAGCUCAUGGCCCUCAACGUGCCCCGGCUGAUGACCCAGGACUGCCUGCGGCAGUCACGGAAGGCGGACGCCUCCCCGAAUAUCACGGAGUACAUGUUCUGUGCCGGCUACUCGGACGGCAGCAAGGACUCCUGCAAGGGGGACAGUGGAGGCCCACACGCCACCCGCUACCGGGGCACGUGGUACCUGACAGGCAUUGUCAGCUGGGGCCAGGGCUGCGCGGCCGUGGGCCACUUUGGGGUGUACACCAGGGUCUCCCAGUACAUCGAGUGGCUGCAAAAGCUCAUGCGCUCAGAGCCACGCCCAGGCGUCAUCCUGCGAGCCCCAUUUCCCUAGCCUAGCAGCCCUGCCCCCUGGAGAGAAAGCCAAGGCUGUGUGGAACUGUCCUGGCAUGAAAUCCCAUCGAUUCUUCCGCAGUUCAUGGGGUAGAGGAGGGCAUGGGAGGGAGGGAGAGGUGGGGAGGGAGACAGAGGCAGAAACAGAGAGACAGAGACAGAGAGAGACUGAGGGAGAGAUUCUGAGGACAUGGAGAGAGACUCAAAAGAGACUGCAAGAUUCAAAGAGACUAAUAGAGACACAGAGAAGGAAUAGAAAAGAUGAGAUACAGAGGCAGACAGCGCUGGACAGAGGAGCAGGGGAAUGCCACGGUUCUCCUGGAGGCAGACAGCCCAGCUCAGCCUCCUUAUCUCCCUUCAGCCAAGCCCACCUGCCCGUGAUCUGCUGGCCUCAGGCUGCUGUUCUGCCUUCAUUGCUGGAGACACUAGAGGCAUGUACACACAUGGAUGCAUACACACACACCAAUGCACACACACAGAUAUGCACAUAAACAGAUGCACACACAGAGGGUCACACAGAGAUAUGUAAACACACUGACGCACACACAUAUAGAGAUACGCACAUACACGGAUGCAUACACACAGAUAUGCGCACACAGAUGUGUGCACAGCACACCAAUGCACACACGGAUGCAGAGAGAUGCACACACCGAUGUGCACAUACACAGAUAUGCACACACACAGAUGCACACACACACACAGAUAUACACACACAAGGAUGAGUGCACACACACCAGUGUACACACACAGAUACGCACACACAUGGAUGCACACACACCAAUGCUGACUCCAUGUGUGCUGUCCUCUGAGAAGCACACACACCGAUGCUGACUGCAUGUGUGCUGUUCUCUGAAGGCAAUUGUUUAGCUCUCACUUUUCUCGUUCUUAUCCAUUAUCAUCUUCAUUUCAGACAAUUCAGAAGCAUCACCAUGCAUGUUGGCAAAUGCCCCAAACUCUCCCCCAAAUGUGCUUCUCCCUACGCUGGGUGCCGGGCUGCACAGGCCGUUCCCCACUGGCUUCCCAACUUCACAAUAAAUGGCUGCAUCUCCUCCGCACGCCUGUAGGGCCUGCCACCCACUGUGUAGCCUGUGAUUCAUUUUCAGAGCCCCCAGUGCUCAUGCUCUGAGAUGCUUUUUUCUUUCACAAUUUUCAGCAUCGCUGAAACGAACCCUCACAUGGCAGCAGUUUUUUGUGUUUUUUGUUGUUGUUGUUGUUGUUGUUGUUGU